This is a messenger RNA of Penicillium chermesinum, 609 nucleotides long. RefSeq names its product mitochondrial 54S ribosomal protein bL17m. Gene Ontology annotation, biological process: translation. NCBI's taxonomy places the organism in Eukaryota, Fungi, Ascomycota, Eurotiomycetes, Eurotiales, Aspergillaceae. The coding region runs from base 1 to 609 and encodes 202 amino acids. Gene Ontology annotation, cellular component: ribosome; mitochondrial large ribosomal subunit. The transcript has 3 exons. Gene Ontology annotation, molecular function: structural constituent of ribosome. The record is from RefSeq and is a predicted model, not a curated record.
AUGGCUGGCGGCAAAAUCUACCGGCACCUGGGCCGCAAAUCCUCGCAUCGCAAGGCCCUGCUACGCAACUUAGUCACGUCGCUGAUUGAGAAUGAAUCGAUCACAACAACCUGGGCGAAGGCGAAGGAGGCACAACGGCUGGCAGAUACCCUGAUUACCCUGGGCAAGAAGAAUACAGAGGCCAGCCGACGGAAAGCACUGUCGAUCUUCUACCUAUUCGGACCCCUCCGCGAGCGCUACGCUGAGCGACAAGGAGGCUAUACUCGCGUGCUCCGCGUGGAGCCGAAGCAAAAAUACGAAUACUACACAGUAGCCAAGGGCGAAAAGAAUGCCAAGCGAGAACGCAAGCCGGAUGACCAAGCUCCGAGCGCAAUCCUGGAACUCGUCGACGGACCCAAGGACACGCGGUUCGCCAUGGUGGCGCGGACUGUUGCACGCCAGCGGGAGCUAGGAAAGCCGGAAUUGAACAGCUUGACUGCAUUGAACGAUGGCAUUGAUGCUUUAGAGCAGGCGAUUUCGCAGUUGCAGCUUCGAAAGGGUAAGCCCGCGAAUACAGAGAAGGGCGAGGCCAAGAUCCCUUCAACGGUUGAGAACACGAAGAAGCUAUAG